UUGCAGUUUACAAAAAAUCGAAAGCUCUUUAAGCUCAUUAGUUUUCCCGUUUCAGAGAGCUUUUUAGUUGGUAUAUCUGUAGUUACUAAUAAAUUACCUGUCAGGUAUUUACAUUUUUAAGGACAUUCUGCGAGAGUUUUCUAUCUGACUAUCCUUGAAACGCCGCGACGGUGUAGAGCACAAUGCCAUUGCUACAGCGUUUGUCGAAACAAGUUGGCUGUCGUAUUUGGGAUGCAAUCCAGGCCAAGCUGAAGGAAAUUCAACAGAAGGAUAAAAUCAACAAAACCCUCGUGGAUUAUAUCUUCGUGCUGUUUGAUCCGUGCAACGAUGCGACGGUCCUGCGGAGUAAACUGGUGGAUUUUCUAGGUGAUAAAACGGAUGUCUUCGUCGAAUGGUUUGUUAAAGUGGUGUCACAGGUGGAUAAUCAAGUGACAAAAGCGCAAUCGGAGAUAGCUGGCAAGCAGUCGUCUGCUGGCGCCCCGGAAGGCACCGCUGCCACGACCAAACCCACUCCCUCUCCGGAAAAAGAUACAUCCACCGUUCCCACUGUGAAAACGGAUCCGCCCAGUGAAGCUCAGCCACCAAUCCCGGCGGCCACUUCCGGCUCUGAAUCUCCACAUAAAACGGAGGCGGACAAACGGCGUGAGGCGGAAGCGGAAAACGAUUGGGAAUCCGAUCCGUCCCGUUCGCGCCACCAUCAUCGCUCCGGCCGGCGACGAGAGCAUCGUGGCAACGCGGAUCCAAACAGAGAGCAGCCGAAGUCAGGAGUUUCGCGCAUUCUCACCAAAGCGGCGCGUGAUGCGGUGAAGUCCGUACAAGCCGUCAGCGCCGCCCAGCAAGAUGUUCCUUUGGUGGAGAAGAAGAAGAGCGAGGAAAAAGUGGUCCAACCUGAGGAAGAGAUAAUGGUUAUCGAAGCCGAUGCUACCGAGGAGGCUAUAAUAGAUCAGGAGGCGUUGAAGUCCGACGAUGAAUCUCGUGGUCAACCCAUUGCGGUGAAAAUCGGUCGUGGUGGCGGUCAGAAGCGCGCACAUGAAGAACGGGAAAGGGACAUCCGCAGUGUUACGGCACCCGUGCCCGCCCCGGUAGCUCCGACGCGGGCGGAUUCUCCGCUGAUUGUUCCGGACUACCGACAUCAGGAGGAAACGGAGAACGUCCUGGAUCAGGAUUCCGAAGAAAUUCCGGGUUUGCUGGUGGUUAUGCCGUCCCACCCGUCCAGCCGUGUAAUCAUGGGUCAGCACGGCUUCGGACGCAAUCGAUGGGGAAUGUUCAGCCAGCCGGAGUUCACCGUGUCCGGCAUCGGCCGACCACCGUUCCAGCCUCCAUCUCAGCACGCGAUGGGCGGAGAUGAAAUGGAUGUCGAUGGACCGCCUCCUGCUAAACGGAUGCGACCGGGUGGCAAGCCUCCUGUUGAUACCUCAUCUAUACCUUGCCGGUUUUUGCCACACUGUGCUAAAAAAGCAGGAAUCUGUCCGUAUUUCCAUCCCGUCUGCCGGAACGGAAAACAUUGUCGCUUUGGGGCGACGUGUGUGUUCGAUCAUUCAGGAGCAUCAACGGCGGAAGGACCGAAAAAACAAGCUCCUCCCGUGCCGACCAAAAUCCCGUUCUGUAUCUACGCACCGUUUUGCACGCAGCCGCGCUGCAAGUUCCUCCACAAGCAGCCUGUGGUAUGCACGUUUGGCGCGCAGUGUCGCAUGGGAGCCGCCCGAUGCGCCUUCUUGCAUCCGGAAGAUCUGGCUGACGGGGAAUCGACGGUCGGGGACCGGAGUGAUCUGCAGAUAACCGAUCUGGAAGAGGACAGUGAGUUUGAGGGGGAUGUCACGGGCGGCGACGCGGAGAGUGUGGACGGGCAGUUCACGGUGUCGGCACCGCAUCCCGAGAUGGACCAACCGGAGCCCAUGCCCAUUUAAGAGCGCUGCGGAAGGUGAAAGUGCAUGGAUUGUAGUUGUUACUGACAGUGUAUUAUUGCAUGUGUUUUGAGAUGGUUUCUAACAGAGCAUAGUUUCCUGCUGUAUUGAGAGCCCUGAUAUGUGCGAUCAAAGCGAGUUAUUUCAUUUCGUGGUUACGUUAUCAUCAGGUUUUUGUUUCCACCGUGUUCAGAAUGCGCUAAACACUUUUUAUGGAUUGCUCUUUCUUGUAUUACGAAAAUUACGCUAUUUUGGUGAAAUGAGUGCCAGGUCACAAGCUAUGUAGUAUAAAUUCACCACUGACAGUGACAACUAAAUUGAUA
Paramacrobiotus metropolitanus is the source of this 2227-nucleotide messenger RNA. RefSeq lists its product as uncharacterized. Lineage: Eukaryota; Metazoa; Tardigrada; Eutardigrada; Parachela; Macrobiotidae. Bases 183 to 1907 code for a protein of 574 amino acids. Gene Ontology annotation, molecular function: metal ion binding. The record is from RefSeq and is a predicted model, not a curated record. The transcript has 15 exons.